GGAGGGAGAGAUGAGGGAGAGAAGAGUGGAAAAGAGAGGGAGAGAGGAGGCUGAUGUGGCAGCCUGACAUGUGGGGCCCACGUGGGUCCCACGCUGACUCAGCUGCCACUUAGGACAAAACCGGCGUCAAAAUCACCGAAGGACCUAUUGUGGACCUAUAGUUGAGGGACGCUGGAUACCUGGUUUUGUGGUUGGGGGACGAUUUUGUAGCUCGAUGACAAGUUGAGGGACCUUCGGUGUACUUUUUCCCCCUACAUAUCCAUCCGAUCGGUCGUGUCCCGCGACAGAGGCACAGCCCGUACAUUAUUCCCCAGCCCGCACGCGCGUACGCCAACGGCCCAGCGACUGAACGGCCCAGUGGAUGUCCCCAUCUUAGCAGAGAAAGUCAUUGUGUGUGUGACUGUAACUACCUACUGCUGGAAGGACAGACGUAACUAACCACCGUUUCCCCUGCUUUUUUAGCGGCUCCGAACGAUCCAAAUUUCAGAAGCAGCUUCACCACACGAAGCAGGAAUCACCAAAUCCAGAGCAGCAAAAGAGACAAACGGAACCAAAAAAAAAACAGGGUUGGAUCGAUCAGUGGUCACACGGUGGCAUCAUGGUGGUGGGGAGGCCGUCGUCAUCAUCGGUGGCUCGUGCGGUCGUGCUCCUCGCGGCGGCCAUGCUGCUGUCCACGCUGAGCCCGUGCUGCUGCGCGUCGGCGGGCGGCGGCGGCGGCGCGCGGCGGCGUGAGAAGCAGCAGCAGCUGCACCCGGUGAUCCUGAUCCCCGGCGCCGGCGGGAACCAGCUGGAGGCGCGGCUGACGGAGGAGUACGCCCCGUCGAGCCUCGCGUGCCGCGUGUGGCCCGUGGUGCGCGGCCGCGGCGGGUGGUUCCGCCUCUGGUUCGACCCGUCCGUCGUCGUGGCGCCGCUCACCAGGUGCUUCGCCGACCGGAUGACCCUCUUCUACGACUCCGUCGCCGACGACUACCGCAACGCUCCCGGCGUCGAGACCAGGGUCUCCGACUUCGGCUCCACCUCCACCCUCCGCUACCUCGACCCCAACCUCAAGUUGCUAACGGGGUACAUGAACGUGUUGGCGAGCACGCUGGAGAAGGCAGGGUACGAGGAAGGGUUCGACCUGUUCGGCGCGCCGUACGACUUCCGGUACGGGCUGGCCGGGCCGGGGCACCCGUCGCGUGUGGGCAGCGCGUACCUGGAGCGGCUGAGGAAGCUGGUGGAGUCGGCGUGCGCGGCCAACGGCGGGAGGCCGGCGAUCCUCGUGGCGCACAGCCUGGGCGGGCUGUACGCGCUGCAGAUGGUGGCGCGGAGCCCCCCCGCGUGGCGCGCCGCGAACGUGAAGCGGCUGGUGACGCUGUCCGCGCCGUGGGGCGGGUCGGUGCAGGAGAUGCUCACCUUCGCGUCGGGCAACACCCUCGGCGUGCCGUUCGUCGACGCGUCGCUCAUCCGCGACGAGCAGCGCACCGCCGAGAGCAACCUGUGGCUGCUGCCGGCGCCGCGGGUGUUCGGGAACACCACGCUGGUGGUGUCGCGGCACCACAACCGGUCCUACUCCGCCAAGAACAUGACGCAGUUCCUCCGGGACAUCGGGUUCGCCGAAGGGGUGGAGCCGUACCGGGAGCGGAUACGGCCGCUCGUCGAGGUGCUGCCGGAGCCCGGGGUGCCGGUGACGUGCCUCGUCGGCACGGGCGUCGACACCGUGGAGAGCCUCGUGUACGGGGAGGGCGGGUUCGAGGCCGGGCCGGAGAAGGUGGUGUACGGCGACGGCGACGGGACGGUCAACCUCGACAGCCUCGUCGGGCCGAUCAAGGCGUGGUCCGACUCGCCGGAGCAGGUGGUGGAGGUGGUCGAGCUGCCCGAGGUGUCGCACUCCGGCAUCCUCAAGGACAAGAGCGCGCUCGACCAGAUCUUGAGGAUCAUCGACGCCAUCAAUCUGAACGCCACGACCUCAAGCUCCUCCAUCAAUCGAUCGUCUCAGGAUGUUUUGUACAAUUAGAUUAUAUUGCUCGCUUCAAGAUUUGCUUCUUUUAAUCGUUGAGAAUUUGCAAGGGGGUACUCCCUCCUCCGUUUCACAAUGUAAGUCAUUCUAUCAUUUUCUAUAUUUAUAUUGAUGUUAAUGAAUCUAGACAUAUAUCUAUUUAGAUUCGUUAACAUUAAUAUGAAUGUGGAAAAUGCUAGAAUGACUUACAUUGUGAAACGGAUAAAGUAGUUAGCUACCUAUAGUGGCCGGUCAAGUGCAUGUUUUUUGCACGUUAACAAGCCAAUUAAGGCAACAAUAAGAGCAAUUAAAAUGUGUUCCUUUCGUAAUAGUACUAUCAGUAUCAUAUUAGCCUAUGAAAUUCGAGGUCAUUCCUUUCA
This is a messenger RNA of Oryza sativa Japonica Group (Japanese rice), 2358 nucleotides long. Its product is annotated as lecithin-cholesterol acyltransferase-like 1. The record is from RefSeq and is a predicted model, not a curated record. Gene Ontology annotation, biological process: lipid metabolic process. Lineage: Eukaryota; Viridiplantae; Streptophyta; Magnoliopsida; Poales; Poaceae.